UGCUGAACACGUGAAGCGAUGACAUGCACUCGACUUAUACGACUUUAGGUUCUUAUCUUCAAAUUGUUGACGUGGAACUCCGCCAGGUAUAUACAUAUUUGCUCGUAAUUUCGAAAAUGGUGGAUACCUGAGCCUGUGUGGGAGUCUGUGCCAGCAGGUGGACGUGUCGGAUGGCCCAUGGACAGCUGAAGACUGAAGAACUGUUGUCAUCAUGAAGUUUUCCAAUCUAUGUGGUUUUGGUUGCAAUUUGAUGCUGUUUUGUCUUUUAACUUUCAUAGUUUUUGUGCCGAUGAAAUUUCAGAAUGAUGAUGCAUUUCAACCACAUUCACCAUUCAAGGAAAUGAAAUUUCAAAGUAAUUUGGGAACUGAAGAAAAUAUAGAAUCUGAUACUGAGAAAGAUGAACAAACGAAAAAGCCUAUCUUGAUAUGGUGGACUAACGGCCUGUUUCCUCAUCCGCCAGGAGAACAACUUGUCUCAAUUGACUGUGAAGGUUACCAGUGUCUUUCAACCAAUCACCGACAAUACCUUGCGGAUGAAAGAACACGCGGUAUCAUAUUUUAUGGAAGUGACAUCACUCCUGAUAAAUUGCCAUUGCCACGCAAAUCAACACAUGAAUGGGCACUGUUUCAUGAGGAAUCUCCUAUGAACAACUAUGUCCUGUCAAAGCAGACGUUUAUAUCGCUGUUUAACCAUACAGCCACAUUUAGUCGUGAAUCAGAUUACCAGGUGACAACUCAGAACAUCUAUUCUCUAAAAUUUCUGACAAAACGUAAACCGGUAUCUCUCGAUGUUAGAAAUGCUGAGAAGGCCAAACGAAACUUAGCUCCUGUGUUUUAUGCACAAUCACAUGCUGGGGUCCCAUCUGAUCGUGACAGUUAUGUAGAAGAAUUGAUGAAAUACAUAAAAGUUGACUCUUAUGGAACUUGUUUACACAACAAAGAUCUUCCUGAGCACUUAACAGACCCUGCAGAAAACUUUGAAAAUUUUGAAUUUCUUGAUUUUAUUUCUGUCUACAAGUUUCACCUGGCAUUUGAAAAUGCAGUUUGCAAGGAUUACAUGACGGAAAAACUAAUGAGACCGCUACAUGUUGGCUCCAUACCAAUUUAUUAUGGAUCACCUUACGCGCAAGAUUGGAUGCCAAAUAACUCGACUGUCAUAAUGGUGAAUGAUUUUGGAGGUCCAAAGGAAUUAGCAGAGUUUAUUACUUAUCUUGACAAUAAUGAUGAAGAAUAUGAAAAAUAUAUGCAAUUUAAAAAGCCUGGAGGUGUCACAAACCAAAAACUUUUGGAUCAUAUGGAGAAACGUCCUUGGGGAUCACACGAUCAUAACUUUCAUAUUUUUAAUGAAGACAAUAGGCCAGAUUACUUUCAAGGAUUUGAGUGCCACGUAUGUAAAAACAUUCACAAGAGGAUAGAAAAUGAGAAACAAAGAGAGUUUGAUACAUCUGUACCUCCACUGCCUCCGAAAAUGGCUAAUGAUUUACAUAUGGGAUGUCCAGAGCCAUUUUCCUCGCUUGGUUUGACUGUAGAAGAGUUAAAGGAUAGGUGGACGGAUACUGACUGGGUCCAAGUUUAUCGCACUCAAGAAAUGAUGGCUUCGGCAGUCUAUGACAUGAUAGCAGCAAAUGAAACAAACUCGGAGCAUUUCAUAAACUAUCUCAAUAAAUAUUUGAAAAAUAAGAAUGUUAGCUUAUAGCAAUUAGUGUAUGGUGUUUUUCAUCGGUUUGUUGAUCUGUUUCUUUAAUGAGAUUUUACAUGAUCAAAAUACUGGUGAAAGGCAUCAUACGGUAAAGAAAAUACGCUAUCCAUACAAACCUCUAUGAAUAUAAAUACCACAUCAAAAAGAUUACAUGCAUUAUAUUUUUUUUCAUAGAUUUCCUCAAGAAAGGAGUUUGAAAUGUAUCAAUUUUUCACUAUAAUUACAAGUUUUUUUAGGUAGUAGAAAUUAAAGAUUUAAACGAGGAUUUACAAUUUCCUAGUACUAAGUAAAAAGUAAAGGGGGGAUCUUAAUGUGGAAGGAAACCUAAGAACUCUGAGAAAACCCACAUGAUCAGGGCACAUGACCCCAUACCUUUUCAUGUCCAAUCAGGGAAUCUUGAUGAAAGACAAGUGCACUAUCCACAGCACUAACCAACCAUUCGGUCGUCGUUAUAUGCAACUAGUCGGCCAAUUAAUACACUCAAUUGUUCAUAACUGAGCUAUAUUAUGAUUGGAGACCCUGCAUUUAUAUUUUCAUGUAUUUGAUACCUAUUGCGCUGCUUAGGCCAAAACAAAAUAUAUGUAUGUUUUAGGUAUCUCGACCUACCCUGGAUUUUACUGCUGAUCCUAGAUAUUUUAUCACCUACAUUGUACUUCUAUCUAAGAUUAGUUUACUAGCCAGGCAAAGUUCACAGCCACUCAUUAAAAUGUAGUUUCUUCCUGUUCUGGGAGUCUGACAUUAUUCUUGACAAAUUAAUAGCCACUGAUAUGUGUAGAAAUAUAUUGUAAAAUUUGAAAGAAAGCAUAAUAUUAAUUGACGAUUUUUUAUUUUUUUUACAUUUAUAAAAAAAUUAUUUGCCUACUGGCUUUCUCUAAAAAAACAUUCAGGCAUGUUACCUGAAACAAAGAAUUUUUGGUCUGACCUGUUAGUAUCCAUAGAGUGAAGUUCCCCACAGAUUUGUCUACCUUCUUAUUGAUGUUGACUCUUUUAUAGCUAUACUUUAGUUAAAAUAUUGAUUAAAAUAAAAUGUUUUGAAACUGUUUUAAUUUUUAGCUCUUCUGAAUGUCAUGUUAAGUGAAUAUAUCUUCAAGAUAUAAUCAUUUUGUAACAGAUUAGUGCAAUGAUAAUUUGGUGCAAACACAGCAUAUGUGAUAGAAAACUCUAUAUACAGAAACUGCAGUAUGUGCAAUCAAAAUAUAGUGCCAUGAGUAAAGCCCAAAACACUUAAAAAAGAAUCAUUGCUAAUAUAUCUUACCUAUCAUAUAUCUAUUCUACCAUGUCAAAAUGUGAUGCCAAUGAGUUCAGUGCCUUUAACUCAUUCACCCCUGAAAUUUUAUAAUGAACUAUUCCAACCUUUGAAUUAGAAGAGUUCAAAUGUGUCUUCAGGGGUGAAUGAGUUAAGCAACAUGUAUAUAAAUAAUCCAAACAUAAGGCUAUUCUUGUGGGUCUUGUGAAAAUAUUUGUCAUGUUGAUAACCUGUGUUCAUACACGGAAUUAACCAUCUAAGUCGGUGGUUCAUAUCACCAACAAAACAUGCCCAGUUGAUGUCAUAGUUAUGGACGUUGCAGCCGGUGGUCCUGAUGGGCUAGUUUAACAUAGGCAUAUGUGGAAAUGAUCAGAUAAAAACAUGGGGACAUGUACCUUCCCUUGACAAAGCAACUCUUCAAGGGCCAGUCCAUCCUCGAUACUCCAGGGGCUACGCUCCGAGAGCAUCAGCGCAACCCCUGGAGUAUCGGGGAUGAGGCCAGUCACACAUUGGCUCAUUAUUAACAUUUACAAUUGGGGUGUGGAUGGGGAAGUGGGGUUGAGUUUUUGGAAGAGUGUUGCACAUUAUAAAACAUAUAUAUGUGCCUGAAACUUAAUUAUUAAUCAACAAAAUAUUUUAUUCCAUAAGUGGUAACAUUUCUAUUUAACAAGUAAAUAAGUUGUUUCAAAAUAUCUCACAAAGUAGAUGAUGUUGUCAUUCAUAUAUUCAAUCACGGAUGACUGCAUUUGGUAUGACGAAACCUGGAGCGUGAAAUCCUGUUAAUUGUUUGUGAAGUUAUGUUUUUUGACUUAAUUGUAAUUUUUUUAUCGAGUCUGUGAUUUUCAACUAUGUGUAAUAUCAGCACCCUCAUAAAAUAUAUUUAACUGAUCAAUCAAAAAUGGAAAACAAAAUUGAUUUUUUGUUACAAAUUUUAUUCAAAAUCAAAAGCUCUUUUUGAUAAUAUGUUAAAGAAGUUAAAGCUAUCUUGGUAUACUAGUAAAAGAUGUUUUACAGGAUCAUGAAUACAUUAAUGUAACAGUUUUAAUCAAUUGACAUGCACAGCUUAAGGAGAGUGAAGUUUGAUUUCAUAAUUUUGUGUGAACUCACUCACCCCUGAAAUUGGAUAAUGAACUAUUCCAUCCUUUGAAUUGGAAGAGUUCAAAUGUGUCUUCAGGGGUGAAUGAGUUAAUAAUGAAGAUGAUUUGAAAUGUGAAGCUUGUACUAUGUACAUGUAGAUUAUUUGUUACAGAAAGUUUGUCAAAUUUGAGCUGAAUUGUCUCUCCAUUAGCCAAUCCUUGUCUUAUUUACAUAUUGGAAAUGUUUUCCUGAUUUUUUUGGUGCAUGUUUUUUUUAGGUCACCUGAGCUUUGCUCAAGUGACCUAUUCUAAUCGCUU
Messenger RNA from Mizuhopecten yessoensis (Yesso scallop), 4339 nucleotides. Its product is annotated as alpha-(1,3)-fucosyltransferase 11-like. Gene Ontology annotation, molecular function: alpha-(1->3)-fucosyltransferase activity. Lineage: Eukaryota; Metazoa; Mollusca; Bivalvia; Pectinida; Pectinidae. Gene Ontology annotation, cellular component: membrane. The transcript has 2 exons. The record is from RefSeq and is a predicted model, not a curated record. Bases 212 to 1696 code for a protein of 494 amino acids.